GGCAGCAGAGCACAUAAAAGUUAUGCAUGCAGAUACUGCCCUCGAAUUCAAGGACGAACGCUAUGCAGAAAUGCAGAACAACCUUGCAUUUUUACACUUCAAUUACAUCGAGACGCGUUUUUCUAAAGCCAUGGCGGAGUUAUUCGAUCAAUCGCACCACCCAGUUCUCAAAAUAUGCGAGCCGAGUGACUACACAGUCCUUAAGGGUGAGAAGGAGCGCAGCAAUUUGUACGUUUUGGGUAAGGGCAUGGACCACAAUGGUCACGCCAGUACUAUCUACAAGAAGCAAGUUACAGAGAAGUCAAACGAAUUCUGCCAGAAACAAGUGUCAUGGGUUGAGCAUGUUGAUAAGGACCUAAUUUGUACUCUGGGCCCUAGUCUUUGCCAGGACGACGAAGGAUCACCUUUGGUACUGGAGAAGAGUGUCAACGGAAAAACAGAGUUAUGUCUCUACGGAAUCUCAACUUUUGCAAUAACCAACAGUCAAAAUCCACCGGGAGUCAAAGACCAAAACAAAGAAGCCAAAUGCAGCGACAACUACUUACAGUAUUAUACAAACGCCGUGCACGUAAAUUAUUCUGCUCAUGGUUGUGAAGGGUAUUACAGAUGGAGAAGGUUUGAAGUACAUGACUGAUCAAAAAAUUGAAAAAUUAAGCAAUGACAGUUGAAUCUCUUUAUUUCUGCUCAAUGUUAACUCAUAAAUUAUU
Symsagittifera roscoffensis is the source of this 707-nucleotide messenger RNA. RefSeq lists its product as uncharacterized. NCBI's taxonomy places the organism in Eukaryota, Metazoa, Xenacoelomorpha, Acoela, Convolutidae. Bases 23 to 634 code for a protein of 203 amino acids. The transcript is spliced from 3 exons. The record is from RefSeq and is a predicted model, not a curated record.